Messenger RNA from Xenopus laevis (African clawed frog), 6186 nucleotides. RefSeq names its product muscleblind-like protein 2 (gene mbnl2.S). Gene Ontology annotation, molecular function: RNA binding; metal ion binding. The record is from RefSeq and is a predicted model, not a curated record. The coding region runs from base 1131 to 2288 and encodes 385 amino acids. Gene Ontology annotation, biological process: regulation of RNA splicing. The transcript has 10 exons. Gene Ontology annotation, cellular component: cytoplasm; nucleoplasm; nucleus. Lineage: Eukaryota; Metazoa; Chordata; Amphibia; Anura; Pipidae.
UUAAGGGGAGAUCGCUUAACUGUUAAAGCAGUGGGGGAGGUGGGAUAAGGAUUUCUUCAAUAUGGAGAUUUUAGAAGAGGGGAGAGAGAACAGGACUCACUUAAGAUUUUUUAGACAAAUGUCCUAAAAUGGACACUGUAUGUACCAAGGCACCAGUGACAAGAAGAACUAAUAAUGUAGUGACCAAUGAAGUGUUUCAGUUGUGAAAGCUGUGGGGCGGGUGUGUGUUACACGCUGUAUGAGACUGAAUGCACUCAUACAUAGACCGACUAGUUCCCUUUCCCACAGGCACGUUCAUUUGAGUGACAAAAGCAGCAUAGUGUGAGCAAACAGCAGAGACUAGCAGAGACCAGCAGAGAUUAGGAACGCUGACAAGUUCCCUUGUCCCGCCCUCCUGUGCUCCCACCCCCUGUGCCUGGCUCACUGACACACGGCAACUCUCACACAUCCUCCUUCCUCGCCUCUAGCAGCGUGAUCAGCACGGACUGAGAGCAGCUUCAUCCUGUGAGCCUGUCACCGCCUCAGCAAGGUUUACUUGAAAGGUGCCUUCUGUGAAGUCAUUUUUGCCAGAAAGUACUAUAGUGGACCAUCUGCAUUUACAAGGCUCUCUGCUUGCCAAACACACCGGAUCCUGCUCUGAAGUGUGGCUGCAUCUACCAUGUCUUUACUUGCCAAUAACUCAACAUGAAAUGGAAUGAACAUCAGCGAAGAAAAAAGAUCCUAAUCGCACCAUCCCAAAACGCUGACACAGUUUUAGCCCAUCUUAAAUAAAGAGAAACUGUCUUGAUUCAAAGAAAACAUAUAUUAUAGAGACGGCGCAGUUAAUUUGGAGUAACUUCAUGGUACUCCUCAACAAAUACUACAGCCAUCCUGAUAUUUCCAACUGCUGAGUAUUAAGAGCAUGUUGUUUUUAAAGCCAGAAUUGUUUUAGCUGGGCAGCCUGAUUGAUGAGUAACGUUGUACUGAUUAAUAAGCUUUUUCUUAUGGUGCUUCAAGUGCCUUGGACUCCAUUCAGCAGUUUACCCCAACAUUUUAUUAUUUUUCUUUUAUUGCUAAAGGUUUUAAAAGGAUUACCUGGCAUUUGAACAGUUACUAAGAAGGCGCUCCAUUAUUUUCUGUUUUUUCCAAUCAUGGCUUUGAAUGUAGCUCCUGUAAGAGACACAAAAUGGCUUACAUUGGAGGUGUGCAGACAGUUUCAGAGGGGGACUUGUUCAAGGUCUGAUGAGGAAUGUAAAUUUGCACAUCCACCCAAAAGUUGUCAGGUUGAAAAUGGACGAGUCAUUGCCUGCUUUGAUUCCCUCAAGGGACGCUGUUCAAGGGAGAACUGCAAGUAUCUUCAUCCACCAACACACUUAAAAACCCAGCUAGAAAUUAAUGGCAGAAACAAUCUAAUUCAGCAGAAAACUGCAGCCGCCAUGCUAGCUCAGCAGAUGCAAUUUAUGUUUCCAGGCACACAGCUGCAGCAAAUGCCAACAUUUCCUGUAGGUCCAGCAUUAGGAACAAACACAGCUAUUAGUUUUUCCCCUUACCUUACACCGGUAACCUCUGGAGUUGGAUUAGUUCCUACCGAAAUAAUGCCAUCCACACCUAUGAUUGUUCCAGGAAGUCCACCAGUAUCAGUCCCUGGAUCUAAUGCUGCUCAGAAGCUUCUCAGGACUGAUAAACUGGAGGUAUGCAGGGAGUUUCAAAGAGGAAACUGUGCACGGGGAGAGACUGAUUGCCGCUUUGCUCACCCUGCAGACAGCACGAUGAUUGAUACAAAUGAUAACACAGUAACCGUUUGUAUGGAUUACAUUAAGGGUCGCUGCAUGAGGGAGAAAUGCAAAUAUUUUCACCCUCCUGCACAUUUGCAGGCCAAAAUCAAAGCUGCACAACAUCAAGCCAACCAGGCUGCCGUGGCAGCUCAAGCAGCUCAAGCAGCUGCAACAGUGAUGACGCAGUCGACUGCCAAAGCAAUGAAGCGACCUCUCGAAGCAACUGUAGAUCUGGCUUUUCCUCCUGGCGUUCUUCAUUCUUUACCAAAGAGACCAGCUCUUGAAAAAAGCAAUGGUGCCAGUGCAUUUUUUAAUCCUAGUGUCUUGCACUAUCAACAGGCUUUGUUUAAUGCACAGUUCCAACAACCUGCCACAUUUUUCCCUGCAGGGUCAGUUUUGUGCAUGACACCAACUACUAGUUUUGUACCCAUGAUGCACAGCGCUACGUCCGCCACUGUCUCUGCAGCAACAACUCCUGCAACAAGUGUUCCCUUCGCCGCAACAGCCACAGCCAAUCAGAUCAUUCUGAAAUAAUCAGCAAGGGGGAACUGGAGCUUCAUGAAGAUGUGCAGAAGCUAGCGAAGCAUUCAUAUUGUACAUACUAUCCUGUCUCCUCCUCUAUAGAGUUGCCACAAACUGCAUGCUAAAAGGAUAUUGUUCUCUUCAUGGACAAACUACAAACUCUUAUGAAGCUAGUGCUGCUAUAUUAUAAAUUGAUAAUAUAUAUGGUAUGCUUAAUAUAUUCCAACAUCAAAUAGUUAACUACCUGAUACCAGCUGUGAUGUUAUAAAAAAAAAAAAAAAAUGUUUAGUGGGUAAAGUUUACUUUUUAAUAUUUUGUAUACCUGGUUCCCACUCAACAAUAUUGUCUUAUCAUCUAUUAUAUAAUUAAAGGAGAUGUUAAUGGUAUAGAUCACAUUUAAAUUUUAGGAAGAAUUUAAAAAAAGAGAUAAAUAUAUAUAUAUAAAUAUAUGUAUACAAGAAUGUUUUUUUUUUUUCCAAAGGCUAGUAUACAGUGUUAGAUUGUGUAUAUUAACACUUUGGCGUUCACAUUAGCCAACAAUAUAUAUAUAGCUAUAUGUUCCCCUCUACAGAGAAGACCAAGAAGAUCAAGUACUCUCAAUUAUGGACAGAAAGCACAAAGUCAAAGAAUUUAAACUAGCAUCCGGCUCAGUUUAGCCAUAGAAACUAUGUUGGAAUAGAUGGGCAACAAAACAAGCAAAAAAGAAAAAAAGAGCAAAAGUGGAAACCUUUGCACAGUAUGACUGUCAUACACAAGGAAGUCUUGAAUACUUUUAUUUUUGUUCUCUAACCAAGACUUUGCAGAAGUGCCUAAAUUUUGCCACAGUACAUCAGUCGCAAAAAAAAAAAAGAAUGAAUGUGAUGCCAUUGUCCCUGUUCCCAGUGAUCUGACCUUUCUAACCUGCAGUCAAAUCUUGGUGACAUAGUUGGAUCUCAAGCAGGAAAAAAGGCAUCAGAGGAGGAGUUGUCUUAGAAAAUUGAAUGUACAAAAGAGUUUAUUAGUGUUGGUGACUCUAGUCUAUAUUAGUAGAUGCAGUGAGAGAGUUUUCCUUUGACCUCGUCUGGCGAUUGUGGGCCUGCAAGUGACUGCAGAGCAAUAUAAUGCAGGCCUUCCAAUCCCCCACCCCUCUGCUGCCAGAGCAAAAAUAAACAUUGAACAGUAUUGUUUCUGUUGCUCUGGCAGCCAAUGGGUCAGAAUGGGUCCAUAGCGAUAUAAUUUUAUAUAAGUGGUUCCAGAAAGUUGUAACAGGAUUACAGCACAACAGAGAAAAGAACAUCUUCGAAGCCUAUUUUAUCUCAAGAUUAGAGAAGUCGCUUAUAAGUAAUUGCAGGAAAAAAAAAAAAAUAACCUAUAAAUAAAACAGAUUUUGAUGUUUACUUUUCUAGUAAGCGAUUGAUUUACAAGGUAAAGUCUGUACAUUUAUAAUGUAAUUGAGUUCAAUGUUUGUUUCAAGCACUGUUGUACCAAAUAUUUCAUGUUUCUGUGUUGCACAUUUGUCACAUAUAAGUAUGUGCUUGCCGAAUUAUGGUUAUCAGAACAGAACAGCUGUUGUACAUGAAUAGUAUACUUAAGUGUUCGAAAUCUUUUUUUUUUUUUUUUCUAUUGUAAAACAAUAUUAGUGAUUGCAGUAUUUUAUGAGGAUUUUAAGAACUGAAUGUAAACUAUUUUUAACGCGGGCAGCCUGUUCUGAAAGAAGGCGCUGUAGUUCUAUAUUUGGUUAUCUGGAAAAGAUUCUGCCUUUAUUUGUGUUGAUUCUGUAAUAUAUGUACGUUGUUUGAUGACUUUUAUUCUAGUUGCAGAGCAAAUUACUGAAAAGAUCUAUGUCGAAAUCCCCACUGAUUGUACUUAGACACAUUACAUCUUAUCACAUCCAAUUUGCAUUUAUAUAUUUGAUCAGGCUGAGAGCUGCACUUAGCUAUAGCCUUAGGGUAAGGGCACACCUGGAGAUUCGGGGAGAUUUAGUCGUCCGGCGACUAAUCGCCUCUUCUUUGGGGCUACUAAUCUCCCCGAACUGCUUCUCCCUGUCUUCCGCCUGCUUCAAUGAAAAAAUGCCUAUGGCACUCACUGAAGUCGCCCGAAGCUUACUCGUGAAGAAACUUUGGAAAUCAAAGCAGCGCUAGUGCAUUGGCAAAAGCAGUUCGUGGAGAUUAGUCGCCCCAAAGAAGAGGCGAUUAGUCCGGGCGACUAAAUAUUCCCGAAUCUCCAGAUGUGCCCUUACCCUAGUGGUGACUAGCAACACAGCACCGCACAUACACCCAUUUUAUCUAGUUAUAGUUCUUCAGUUAUGGUUUUGUUUUGUUUUUUUAAGUUUGAUGUGAAAUUUGAUAGGCCUAAAUGGUCGGCCCAUCUUUAUUUUAUCAUUGCAAACCCACAUCGUUAAAAAUAAGAAAAAUUGUGAUCUUUGUGUUUUUGUAUUUUGUUUCUGUUUUUAUAAAGUCCUCUAAUUAAAAUAGUCUCUUAAAACAUUAGGCAGUUAAUGCUUCUCUUAAAAUGAAUACAAGAAGUGUAUUAAGCUUGUACUAUGUCUUUAAUAACAGGAAAUAAGCUGUAGUCUUAGAGAAUGAAUGCGUAAUGCAGGUAUUUUAUGUCAACUACUAAUUCUCAUCCGAUAUAUUUUACAUACAAAUAAUCUUCAAUUUGAAUUAGUUCUAUAACCUAUUAAAAUGUGGCAGUUAAUCUAAAAAUUAACUUUGGGGGGCAUAUCUGCCAACUGGAGAUGAGAAAAAAAAGUUUCUUCACACUAUUUGCCAAAACGCUUCUCGUGUGUUGGAAGACAGUAGUAAUAAGAAAGAGGCAACCAGUCUUCAUUUUAUAUUUGUUAUGGGUUUUAUCAUUAUUAAUAUUAUUACUAAUUGCACUUUCUACCAUGCAAAGCUCUAGUCUUGCUAGAACCUUGAACACCAGGUAUUUGCAGUGUCGGAUUGAAAGAGCGUUAAAGGGGAAAUUGAAUUUUAUGUAUGAGCUUUACUGUGGGAAAUGUGUAAGUACUGUAAACACAAUAUACACUUUCUAAAUAGUUUUAAAGAUAAUCAAUAUCAAUUUGUGCAGAUAACUAUCAGUGCAGAACAACCCAUAUCAAGCCAUACUUCCCCAGCUCUGCCUAUUAGUAUGCUCUGCAAGAAGCUUGGCUCUCAUGCAUGGGGAAAAAUAAUGACACUUGUAAGAGAUGCUGCUCUUGCUUUAUUCAACAUCUUGGACUCUGCACUACUUAGCUUCUGAAAUAAAGAAUUGUAUUGGCUCAACUUUUGAAAGCAGAUCUUUUGAGCUGUUCUGCGAGCGGAGGCUUGAAAUUGGACAAAUGUCUCUUUAGACAUUUAAUAAAUUGUAUUUACAGGAAAUAUUAUUUUUACAUGAUCAUCAUCAUUCUUAAAAGGAAAGUGAGUGGUUUUAAUAGAGAGAGACUAAAUGUAACAGUGUAAGCAUUAUAUGUAUAAGACAGAUAAAUUGAAAACCAUUAAUGGACCAACAGUAAAGCACAGCUUAGGUUAACACGGUCUACUUUAACUACAUUUAAUAUUUAAAGUUAAUUUUUGGUUGAACUUGCCAUCAUUUGGCUUUGCCCUGAGAUGCAGUUCAUUGAGACUCUGCAGAUUUUUGUAGACUAAACCUACAUUAGUCACAUAGCCGACCUCAAAGCCAAAUGGGCAUAAAUAACAUUGCAUACAUUAUUCCUUAACUAGAAUUAAAGUGGAGGAUAAAUGGCAAAGAUGUUUAUUUGUCUACAACUGAAAUAAGACAUGACCCAAAAUGAUUGAUCUGUCUGACAUUGAUGCGCAAUUAGUUCAGUAAAUGCACACGCAAGCAAAGGCGCCACCAUUUUCUCCAGGAGCUGCCGUGUCCCUCUUCAAGGUCUUCUCUUUGUACGGGAUGUAAAAUAUUGAAAAGUUUAAUAAAUUAUUUUGGUGCAGGA